AUGGCUUACCAAGCCGCUAAUAAUACCUCAUCCGGAGGCGUCCACAUGGGCCCACUGGCCCAAGCGCAGACGGCGUCCAUCAUUUUGCAGGAGCGUCAUUUCGAGGUCACGAAAACUGACGCCCGUGCUGCUGAAUUCGAGCAUGUCAACGGGCUGUAUCCUACACGCGUUGAAUGCGAUGAUUUGCUCGAACGCAUUCGCGCUGUUGGGAACGCACAUUACCAGUUUCACACUCUGAAAGGCUGGUUCAAUAACAGGAGGGCAUUACGCAAACGGGAACAAGCACAGAGCCAGGGGGCUGUCGCCCACAGCACAAGCGAUGCGCUACCAGCGCCAUCGACCCACCUGAACAAAUCGCAGAUGGCGCAACUACGCAUAAUGGCAGAGCCGAUUCCAGGCAUGCCGCCAGAAUCCACCAUAGCGAUAUGGGCCAAUUUACUUCGCGUCGAAAAGGACGUCGUGCACGCGUUUUUACGCGACAUUCGUCGCAAAGCGACAUCUCCGGAAUCGGAAAUGGCUGUAGACGACGACGACGACGCGUACCAAGGCACACGACCACCAUCUCCUCAUACCUAUCAACGUCCCUCACAGCCCCUCAAGAUCGAGCCCUCGCUACACCAACAACGACUACCCACCCCUGCAGAAACAGCUUCCCCCGGCCCGUCAAUAUCCUCACCUGUGAUAUCUCAUACGGAUGAACGGUUCUCCCCCGAUGUAAAACCUCAUUCGCGGUCGUCUUCAUUGAUGUCACCGCUCGGUCAAUUUCCCGGAUCCGCAUCUCUACCUCCCACCGCCGUACUCCCUGACUUCAUCCCAACUCAUGUACAACGACAUGAAGCUCCUCCGCAGAAAGAUAUUGUUCUGGAAGCAAUCAAGCUCGGUGUUCUUGAAGGGGCUGCGGCGCCUCCCAAAUCCGAACCCCCGCCGCGUUCGCUUGCAGAGUUCGACACGCUAUGGGCCCCCUUCGAAACGACGCUAGCCAACAUUGCACAAGCUCUUUCCCAAUAA
This is a messenger RNA of Coprinopsis cinerea okayama7#130, 1008 nucleotides long. RefSeq lists its product as hypothetical. The coding region runs from base 1 to 1008 and encodes 335 amino acids. NCBI's taxonomy places the organism in Eukaryota, Fungi, Basidiomycota, Agaricomycetes, Agaricales, Psathyrellaceae. The transcript has 4 exons. The record is from RefSeq and is a predicted model, not a curated record.